AUGAGAACCAAAAUGGCUUCUGCUUCAGCUAUUUCUUGGAGAGAUAGCGCAAAUGAAAAUCAUAUCAGAAUUUAUUACUUUAGAAAUGGAAAUAUUGAAGAAAAAUGCUGGGACGGCUACUGAUAUCCAGGAGCAUUUGCUUUUCCAGGAGAGACUAUAUCAGCUACUUCAUGAAGUAUGGGAGAUAGAAUUUGCAUUAGAGUUUAUGUAGGAAAUGGCUCGCUUAUUAAUGAAUAUUGCUGGGAUGGAGAAGAAUGAUAUCAAGGAUCAUUUACUGCAGAAGGGGUUUCUUCGACAGCUGUUAGCUGGCUAGAUGACGGAAUUCCAAAAAUUAAAGUUUAUGUGAGUGAUGAGGACAGAACAAUAUCAGAGUAUUCUUAUGAGAAUGGAUGGGAACUGAGCAAUGAUUUAGGGGUUUAA
Blepharisma stoltei is the source of this 420-nucleotide messenger RNA. NCBI's taxonomy places the organism in Eukaryota, Ciliophora, Heterotrichea, Heterotrichida, Blepharismidae. The record is from the annotation of a GenBank genome assembly.